AUGGCCACCACUCUCGCCCUCUGUGUAGUGAGUAGUGCUGUGCUGUACGCACAACUGAAGGAUAAACCGCUGGACUCGGUCUUGGAAUCACCGCUUGAUCAACCUCCGUUGGUGUUGGCGAAUGCCGCACUCACCCUGGCAUGCUCGACGCUGGUUGUCCUGAAGCACGAGGUUUUCUGCCGGCUGGUGUACGCCACGGACCCGCUUGAGGUCACUUGGACUUUCAUCCGCGGAUUUUUUGGACAGGAGAAGGGAAGGGGCAUCAAGGUAGACAGCUGGAUCACGGAGUACAACCGACUGCACGACGACAACGAAUCGAGCGUCGAAGAGCGAGAAGGGAGCUACGCCAAGCUGGUAAACGCGUACUACGAGCUUGCUACUCUGUUCUAUGAAUGGGGCUGGGGAAGCUCGUUCCACUUUGCGAGCAGGUGGCGCAACGAGAGCUUCCAGGACUCCAUCAAGCGACACGAGUACUACCUGGGCGGUCGGCUGGGUGUCAGCCGCGGCGCUAAGGUCCUGGACUGCGGCUGCGGCAUCGGUGGGCCGUACCGCAACAUCGCUCAGUUCACAGGCGCGGACAUUACUGGAAUUACUAUCAACGAGUACCAGGUGAAGAGAGGAAACGAGGUGAACAAGAAUAUGGGCGUCGACCAACAGUGCCGAUCUAUUCAGGGGGAUUUCAUGAAGUUGCCGUUCGAGGAUAACUCUUUCGAUGGUGUUUACGCUAUCGAAGCCACCUGCCACGCGCCGCAGAGAGAGGGCGUGUACAGCGAGAUCUACCGCGUGCUCAAGCCGGGAUGCGUGUUCGCGUGUUACGAGUGGUGCCUCACGGACAAGUUUGACGCCAGCAACGACAAGCACCGGUUGAUCAAGAAGCAGAUCGAGGAGGGGGACGGGCUUCCUGACAUGAUCACCCCUCCGGAGGUCGACUCAGCCCUCAAGGCGUCGGGCUUCGAGAUCCUGGAGACAAGGGACGCCGCGCUCGACCCUAACCCGGGAGGAAUCCCGUGGUACCAGCCCCUCACGCCUAGCUGGAACGUCUUCACGCAAAGGUUUCAGUUCAACUGGCUAGGGAUGCGGCUGACGAAAGCGGCCCUGUACGUGAUGGAGAUGUUUUAUCUUGCACCGGCGGGAACGAACAAAGUGCAGGCCAUGCUGCAGGCCGGGGGCAUGGGCUGCGCGCAGGGCGGCCUCACCGGGACCUUCACACCAAUGUACCUUGCGGUCUGUCGCAAACCUCUGUAGGCUUGAACAUGUUGAUGUUUGAUGCGUACCAGUUGCCGACUGCCUUCAUUGUUUUGGCGUUGUUUGCUUUUAACAUGCGGAGGAAGGGUGGUGCGAUGCGGGUUGUCAACAUUCGAUUUGCGGAGGAGAGCUUGGCGCCGCCCGAACGAAAGAGAAAGCUGUUUCUGCGUGGUAAUGCCGCGCAAUGCUGCAGAUACAUUGCUUUUGGGCGGGCGGCCCUUGUUUCAUGGUGUGCCGUGUCGCAGCCGUAGUGUGAACGAAAAAGUGUGAGCGCCAAUUAGGGAGUGAGUGCCGUGCUGGGGCUCUCAAGUGAAUCAGGUUCACCGCAAUCUCGGAAGGUGCUCGGUGUCGUGUAGGUGUCAGGCCUUGGGUAGCCCCGGUCUGAGUCACAAGCACAUUGAUGCAAGUACUCGUAUUUAGUGGCUGCGCUUCUUGUGUUUUGUUUUUGAAAGCGGCUUCACGACCCGGAGCCAAAUCCAGUGAUGCACCUGAUUGUGUAGCGCACAGUCUGUAGCUCUAGUUCUCGGGAGCGGCACGGACCAAAGCGGUUGGGCUCCUACCAGCCUCUCGUGUCCUGUUCUUCAGGCGUGUGAGUUUGAUGUUUUUAUUCUUCCAUUUCUUCCAAGCGCAAGUGGGAUAAACCAAGACGUGAAAACACGCUAC
Molecule: messenger RNA, 1908 nt
Organism: Ectocarpus siliculosus
Lineage: Eukaryota; Phaeophyceae; Ectocarpales; Ectocarpaceae
Source: the annotation of a GenBank genome assembly